GGACAAACGGAGCUUGAACGAGGCGGUUAUGUUUUGAAACCAACGGAAACUGCCAACUCCCACAACCUGGACCCCUAUCUGUGCAAAAGUUUAGAGAACCUUUUGUUCAAGAAUAAAUCGGUGGUGGACCUGGGUUGCGGAGUUGGUCUCUACGGGAUUUGCUUCUUGCGACUUCGAAGUUACCGGCUCCCGAAUGCGCCAGCGGAUUUUUUUACCAAACACCUGAGGGGCUUGAAAGAUUGGUGGGACUCAACCAAACCGCAGAUCCAGUCCUGGACUGGCUUCGACGGGAUUCCUGGGAUCCACAAGUUGACUGGUGGUUUGGUGCGCCAGAUGGACCUCAGCAAACCGGGAUACAUUGGUCAGAGGUUCGACUGGGUGAUGAGCAUGGAAGUUGGCGAACACAUCCCUCGAGAAUACGAGGAAAAUUACAUCGGCAAUCUAAUUAGACACGCCAAAGAGGGAAUUGUGUUGUCAUGGGCAAUUGAGGGCCAAUCCGGUCGAAGGCACGUGAACUUACGGAACAACGACGUCAUCAUCGCGAUUAUGGAAGCACACGGAUUUCUUCCGCAUCCAGAGAUUUGGCACCAGCUUCGAGCCAAUGCCUUUUUGGGCUGGUUCAAGAAUACCAUAAUGGUAUUCACUCCAAAGGGUCAAAAACCGCGUGUUUUGACAGAGGACAUUUGAUCAUCAUAUUAAAAAAGUCCUUAAUUGAUUCCUCC
Molecule: messenger RNA, 722 nt
Organism: Notodromas monacha
Lineage: Eukaryota; Metazoa; Arthropoda; Ostracoda; Podocopida; Cyprididae
Source: the annotation of a GenBank genome assembly